AUGGGGCCUUUGAGCCGUACUUGGUAUGCAAUUGAAGCGUCACUUGGUGCAUCCAGGGAAAACCCUGAGGAGAUUUUCUGGAAGGAUCUAUCUCAAUCAGUUGAGCAAACUGUACUGUUAUUGGGACAAGCUUUUAAUGCUGUUUCAUAUCACCGAAGAUUAAAUGUGUUGUCGGCUAUCAUGUCAGACAAAAAAAAAGUCAUGUUAAAAGACGAGUCGCCACUUUUGGAAAUUCCAACAGAAGACAAUCUGUUUGGGAAAAAAUUUCAGGAGCACGUAAUCGCUACUGCAAAGACAAAGAAGAAAUCAAAAGAAGUUUAUGGUUUGGCAAGAAAGUCCUCAUCAUCGACUUCAACAACAAACAAUUUUAAACGGCCCUUUCGAGGGGAGCCCUCAUUGGACAAAAAACAAUGGAGGUAUUUCAAGCCGGCCCCACGCCACAACCAACAACAAAGCAGUAACUUCAAGCAGACAAGUUUUCCAAGACUUGGAGGUGAGAAAUCAAAAUUUGAGGGAGACCUUCACCAGGUUGACUCCAUUGAGAGCAGUAAACCUGAAAUUUCCAGAAAUAAUUCCUUUAAGGAAUCUGCAACACGUUCAUCCCUCAACAACUGGGAAAUACUAACCAAGGACCCAGAAAUUUUGGAGUAUGUCUCAGGAUUGCAGAUUCCUUUCAUAGAACAACCAAAACAACAAAAAAUACCUCAGAACUUCCGAAUGAAUCAGAAGGAAGUUGCUCUAGUGACCAAGGAGGUGGAGAGCACGCUGGUUAAGGGAGCUAUUCAGUCUAUAUGUCAUGUAAAAGGGGAGUUUUUGAGCAAUGUAUUCUUAGUUCCCAAGAAGGAUAGGGGAAACAGACCUGUGUCAAAUUUGAAACAUCUGAACAAGUUUGUACCUUACCAUCAUUUCAAAAUGGAGGGACUUCAUCUGAUACAGGAAAUGAUACAGGAAGGGGAUUAUAUGUGCAAAAUAGACCUGAAAGAUGCUUAUUUUUGUGUCCCACUUCAUCAGAGGUCAAGAAAAUAUGUACGGUUCCAGUGGCAGGGAAACCUCUACGAAUUCCUCUGCAUGUGUUUUGGACUGGGGCCUGCUCCACGGAUAUUCACCAAAUUGAUGAAAAUUCCAAUUUCAAUUUUACGAAAAAUCAAUGUGGGAGUAAUCAUUUAUUUAAACGACAUGUUGCUUUUAAGACAGUCGAAGGAAAAAUUGUUUCAAGCAAGAGAUACUCUCAUUUUUCUUCUACAAAAUUUGGGAUUUGUCAUCAAUUUGCCCAAGUCUAUUCUGGAGCCAGUUCAAACAAUAAAUUUCCUGGGUGUAGAGAUAAAUUCAAUGAACAUGAGAAUGAACUUGCCCCAAGAAAAAGUGAAAAGAAUAGAGGAGAAAUGCAAGGGGGUACUGACAAAACCCUCAAUGACUGUAUGGGAACUGAGCAGUCUGGUGGGCAAACUAUCCUCAACCUCUCCAGCGGUCAUUCCAGCAAACUUACAGAUAAGACAUAUGCAAAAGUGCUUGACAAAAGCUUUACAAUUAAACAAAAGUUACCAGGCAGUUGUUCAUUUAGACCCACAGGCUCUAUGGGAAAUCCAUUGGUGGCUGGACAAUUUAGCACUGGCCCAGGGAAGAUCAUUAUUAAAAUCCCUCCAGAGGGUAAUAAUCCAAACAGAUGCAUCCAAACAAGGUUGGGGAGCAGUUUGUCAGGGAAGGAAUAUAGGGGGGGCAAUGGUCUCUGCAAGAAUCCAACCUUCACAUCAACAUCUUAGAAUUAAAAGCGGUCUAUCUAGCUACGCUAACGUUCUACAAAAUGAUGCCCCUAGAACAUAUUCACUUCCAAAUAGACAAUAUGACAGCGCUAGCCUAUAUAAUGAAAAUGGGGGGCACCAAGGACCCUCGCUUGAUUCAGUUAUCAAAAGACCUGUGGACUUUUCUAUUAUCCAAGGAGAUCACAAUUACAGCAGAACAUCUACCAGGGACACUGAAUGUGAAGGCAGACUGGAUGUCCAGAAACUUUGUGGACUCGAGCGAAUGGCUUCUAGAUCCUCGAAUAUUCAAGACUCUAUGCAAAAGGUGGGGCACACCAGACGUAGACCUAUUUGCAUCACGACUUUUUCAUCCGGUACCGAGUUACAUGUCUUGGAAACCAGACCCAGGUUGCUUAGCGGUGGAUGCACUGCAACAACCGUGGGGGAACCAUUACCUGUAUGCAUUUCCUCCGUUUUCCUUAAUGGGAGAGUGUUAGCCAAGGUUCGAAGGGAAAAAGUGUGUAUGAUUUUGAUAACUCCUGCUUGGCAAACACAGACGUGGUAUGGUCCUCUCCUAGAAAUGCUAGUGACCAAUCCUCUACUCCUGCCACAAAGCUUGUCACUUCUAACAAACCCUCAGGGAAAGAGCCAUCCACUUCUGGAAAACCGAACUUUGAGGCUGGUGGCUUGGACAAUUUCAGGAAAAUUUUGGAGGCUCAGGGAAUAUCAGGAAAAGCUGCAGAGCUUAUCACAAGUGCCAGAACAGAGGGCACACUCUCUAAUUACGAAUCGUCCUGGAGAAAGUGGACUAGCUGGUGUGGUCAACAACAAGUUGAUCCCGUUAAAUGUUCUUUGA
Hydractinia symbiolongicarpus is the source of this 2595-nucleotide messenger RNA. RefSeq lists its product as uncharacterized. Lineage: Eukaryota; Metazoa; Cnidaria; Hydrozoa; Anthoathecata; Hydractiniidae. Bases 1 to 2595 code for a protein of 864 amino acids. The record is from RefSeq and is a predicted model, not a curated record. The transcript is spliced from 2 exons.